UCCGCGGGUCUGGCUCCAGCCCCCGGGCUCUCCUCCCGCGCGGGGCCUGGCGCGGAGCGGGCCGCGGGCGCUGCUCCGGCUGCCUCCGAUCCAAAGCGUUUUUGGCUGGGAUUUCUGUCCUCGCCGCCUCAGGUUCUGCUCCAGCGCCCUCCCGGUCCCGAGGCGGCGGCCUGCAGUGGUGCCCGCUGCCCCUUUGGGCGUGCACUGUGUUUUAGGAAACACAAACUCUGUGCUCGCUGUGAGAAGGAGACGUCCGAUGUGCAGGAGGAGGUGGCUCCAUGUGAGCCGUCCCUCGCGUUCCUCCAGGGCAGGGAUGGGCUGGGGGCACUGCCGGGGCUCAGCCGCUCCUCGCCCUCAUCAGAGGGGCCGGGACAGAAGGGGAAGGGAUAAAAGGCACAAACUCGGCCGCUGCCAUAGAGAGGGUUUAACAGGUCAGAAGCUGUGCGGACAAGCAGAGCGGAAGAAGGAAGGCCUUCCCGUGGGUUCAGCCAUCUCCGAUAGUAAUGGUCACCAUUAUUGGGAACACCAGUGCCACACCCCCAUCUUCCUCUGCCCCCUUUCUGUCUGGAGCACGGUGUCCUUUGCUCUGGGGUCUCCCUUCAGUCCUUGGGUCGCUGCCCCAGCUGUGUCUCCUCCCUGCUGUGCCCAGCAGAAAUCCAAAGCAGCCCCAGCUCAGCCCCUGGGGAGAAAAUGAACAGCCCGGACAGAGCCAGCGGGGCACGCCAUGGCUGAUCAACUCCAAAAUGUUACCUCAAAAUCCGUGCCAACUUUACAAAUGUUUAUUUCUGAGUAACUUGAAACUGAACUCAGUAAAUGUGGCUGGUUUGGCCAGAAGGAUCCAUUCUUCAUCAGAAAAGCUUUCUGACUCUGAGUCAGAGGAACAAACUGUCCAGAAAUGUGAAACUGAAGAGCUGCCUCAAAAUACAGAGAACAGUAAUUCUGGAAGAUUGCACGUACCAGUGAUGCUGGAGGAGGUUGUUAAUUGUUUAUCCCCUCAGCCAGGUCAGUGUUUCCUGGAUAUGACAUUUGGAGCUGGAGGUCACACAGCAGCUCUCCUGGAGAGAGCCAGAGACAUCACAGUGUAUGCCCUGGACAGGGACCCCACAGCCCACAGCAUAGCUCAGCAGCUGGCAGCAGCCUACCCGAACCAGCUUCAGCCUCUCCUGGGAAGGUUCAGCCAGUCAGAGGCUUUGUUAAUCUCGUCUGGGGUUGAGCCAGGCACUCUGGAUGGAGUUCUCCUGGAUGCUGGCUGUUCUUCCAUGCAGUUAGACACACCUGAAAGAGGCUUUUCCCUGCAGAAGGAUGGGCCCUUGGACAUGAGGAUGGAUCAUGACAGGUGCCCUGCUAUGGCCACGGCUGCUGAUGUGGUGAAUGCUCUGGACCGGCGGGCGCUGACAGCGGUGCUCAGCGCGUACGGCGAGGAGAGGCAUGCCAGGAGGAUCGCUUCUGCCAUCGUGCAGGCACGCAGCAUCUACCCCAUCACCAGCACCAGGCAGCUGGCAAGCAUUGUGGCAGGUGCUUUCCCAGCAUCGGCGCUCUACGCACGGAAGGACUUGCUUCAGAGACCCGUGCAUGUUGCUACUAAAACUUUCCAAGGCCUGAGGAUAUUUGUGAAUGAUGAGCUCCAUGAACUCCUGAUAGGGCUGAAGACAGCUGAGAAGUUCCUGAGGCCUGGAGGUCACCUUGUGGCCCUGUCCUUUCAUUCCCUGGAAGAUCGAAUCAUCAAACGUUUCCUUCAUGGCAUUGACAUGACAGAGAAACACAACCUUGGCUCAAAGCAGAAGAUCAGACAGGCUCUGAAAAAUGCCUCCAGAGGAGAAGACACUCAAGGAUCUCCCUGUGGAAAAUCCAACUCCAAGUGGAUUUCUAUACAGAAAAAAGUUCUCACACCCCAGGCCAAGGAUAUCCAAACAAACCCAAGAGGAAGGUCGGCUAAGCUAAGAGCUGCUAUUAAACUCUAAACCAAAAUACAUGAUUACAUGAUUGUAUCAUUUCCAGAAAUUCUAUUUUCCAGAAUGCUAACUGGACAGAUAUUGUCAAACUGAAAAAAUAAAAUCAAGGCUGUGAGAAAACA
Messenger RNA from Haemorhous mexicanus (house finch), 2074 nucleotides. It is a transcript of the gene METTL15, whose product is annotated as methyltransferase 15, mitochondrial 12S rRNA N4-cytidine. The coding region runs from base 504 to 1961 and encodes 485 amino acids. The record is from RefSeq and is a predicted model, not a curated record. NCBI's taxonomy places the organism in Eukaryota, Metazoa, Chordata, Aves, Passeriformes, Fringillidae. The transcript has 6 exons. Gene Ontology annotation, biological process: rRNA base methylation. Gene Ontology annotation, molecular function: rRNA (cytosine-N4-)-methyltransferase activity.